This is a messenger RNA of Rhinolophus ferrumequinum (greater horseshoe bat), 4250 nucleotides long. RefSeq names its product small integral membrane protein 13 (gene SMIM13). The transcript has 2 exons. NCBI's taxonomy places the organism in Eukaryota, Metazoa, Chordata, Mammalia, Chiroptera, Rhinolophidae. The record is from RefSeq and is a predicted model, not a curated record. The coding region runs from base 57 to 320 and encodes 87 amino acids.
GUCCGCCCGCGCCCACCGCCCAGCCGCUCUGAGCCGGCCGCCCCCCGACCCCCAAGAUGUGGCACAACGUCGGGUUGACCCUGUUGGUGUUCGUGGCCACGCUGCUGAUCGUCCUGCUCCUGAUGGUGUGCGGUUGGUAUUUUGUAUGGCAUAUUUUCUUAUCGAAAUUCAAGUUUCUGCGGGAACUGGUGGGAGACACAGGCUCCCAGGAGGGAGAUCCUGAGCCUUCAGGGUCUGAAACAGAAGAGGAUGCUUGCUUGUCUCCACACAGGAUCAGAUCUGCUCGUCAGCGGAGGGCGCCUUCUGAGGAGGGCCGCUGACCCCGCCCCCGCCUGCCAAUGUUGACAGUCAAUGUUGACAGGCAGUGGGAGCCCCGCCUUUAAUGACUUGGCUUUGCAGUUUGCGGAAAUAUUGAAGAACCUUUGUUUUAACUGGAUGUUCAGUCCAAUUGAAAAAAAAAAAGAUUUACACGUAAGCCAUAUGAAAAUAAAGGGAAUUAAAACCAAAUCGGACCAUUGCAAAUUCCAUCUUAAAAAUAAUCUCUUGCUUUACUAGCUUUUACUUAUAUACUUAUUCCUUGGCUCUUGGGCUUCUGUUCUUGCACUUGUGUGAAUCUGUUAAACAUUAUAGUCUUGAAAAAACGCAUUUUACUAGUUUUAUAAUGUACUUUUCUCCGCCCCCCGACCCCCAACAUUUUAAUUUGUCUGAAAUGGGGAUGCAUCUCACCAACACUGUCAGCCAGGCAACAGUUGAUGUGAUUAUCCUUGCCGGUGCGUGUAUGAACUAACUCACAGCUUGUCAUAGCAUCAUCUCUGUAUUGUCGGUAUCAAAUGUGUCAGAUUCAAUUGGCAUUUAAAAAUGUGUCCUAAAACAUUACACUAUGAUUCAGCACUGAAACGCAAAGUUAUUGUGUAUGCAGAAAAGCAUGGAAACAGAGCAGCAGGGCGUACAUGUGACAGUAGUGAGGCCAACAUCCGUCCCUGGAGGAAUGACUGGAAUUCCGUGUUUUCUUGUAAAGCAACAAAAAGCUUUACAGGACCUAAGCAGGGGAGAUACCCAAAAGUAGAUGAAGCUGUACUCCAUUUUGUCACUGAGACACGUGUCAAAGGAUUGCCUAUCACAUGCCAAGCAAUGCGUUGAAGGAGGGAGAAAUUGCCAAAACCCUUGGAAUAAGUGAAAUGCAAUGUAAAGCCGGGAGAGGCUAGUGUGACCGAUUUAUGCGUGGAGCAGGAUUGUCGUUAAGGUGUCAAACGCUGUGCUGUCCAAAGCUUCCUGCUAACCUCAACCAGAAGGCGGUGGUAGAGCACUUCUCCAGGAAGUGCUGCGUCACCAGUGCGCUUGGUGACACCACGUGUGCUGUGGGGCAGAAGCACGCAGAUCUCUGAUUGGGAUUUAAGAAGUGACUCAGCAGAGUUGGACUUGGAAUAUUAAGCUAUAACUUAACCAGUUUAUUUCCUACACUUUAUGCACAAAAUUGAUGCGAUAAAAAUCUGUUUUAAGUUCUCUUUUGAUAACUGUAAAAUAAACAUUCUAUAUGUUACGAAAACAUCGUGUCAUAGUUUAAUUGCCUGUGUUUUCAUGAUACAUACGGUGCGUCUUAGAAGUGAUGUUAUCUUAAAUAAAAUAAAAAAUAGUUUGUAAAUGUAUUUAUUUUUUCUGGGAUAGCAAUUAGUUAUUGGGGAACUUAAUUCUGACUCUUACAAUGUUGUUAACAUAGUUAUCCUCCGUGAGUUAACAUUUUUUGGUAACCUAUUCCAGACUUUAGAGUAAUAACUUAGGAAUGUCAGAGCUAUCUUCUACUUUAGGAAGAGUAGGAUCAGUUACUCCCUUGUAUGGGACGACUUCAUGCUCAAGGCACAUGUUGUGGAAAAAAUACUUCUUCACAAACAGCAGUUCGGUGACAAGAUCUCAGAGACAAUGAUAGGCAAAAUCGUGUGUUCGUAUGCCCGCUUCUCACUGUAAAAUGACUCUUGCCAGGUUUGUUCGCAUGUUUGUCUUCACUGAACUUUGGACAGUGAUUUGUGGGGGAGAGAAAUAGGGAUUAAAAAACCAUCCUGUUUAAGUAUCACCUGCCUUGUAUGAGUGAAUUGCAAAGCCAACUUAAUUUAUUCAUCCAAGGUCUUUUCAUGUUUUUAACCUUUGUUUCUAAAGAACUAGUGCACAGAAUGUCACCUCUAUUUUACGAUGGUGUGCAAUUAUGUUUGGUAGCUCAUACUUUUGAUACUGAUAGUUGUGCUUGUUAAUUAAUAGUUCACUUGCUCUGCUUCAAGUGGUAUUCCUGACAAACACCUCUGCUGUCAUUGCAGCCCUUUGUGUAUGCUAAAAGGGAAUUUAGGGAGCUUGACUUUAGUUGUAAAUAUUUGAUCCCCAGCAGCUGAGUGGGGCCUAAUCAUUCUGUCUUCAUUUCUUUAUUGGAUGCAAUUUUCUAUUUUGAUGUGACUGUAGGGAUUAAAAAAUCAAUGAAACAACUUUUAAGCAUUAAUUUUAGUGCUUUAUACUAGCAAAAAAUACCACAUUAAAGCGAUCAUCUGUUAGGGAAGAAAAAAAUGCCUAAAAAGUUUCUUGCUGGAGAGGAUAUUUAAAUUAGAUCUUUCAUAGUCGAUAUUUUGAGCUGUGGAUUCUGCUUUGUAGUGGAUCUCUUAGAUUUAGAUAACAAUAGUUGCUGACUAAGUAGCUGGGGAACCUCCAUACUGUGCUAGUAUUAAGGAAUGAUGGUCCCUGCAACGCCCCAAAACCUGCAAGGGUCAUCCACAAAUUAAAUGAGGCCAUAGAACGGUGUACAUGUUGGUAUUUCUUCAUAUUUAUGCUUCGAGGAUGUCUUUUUAAAUAGAAUUUUAACAAAUGUUCUGCUUAACUCAUUUGGGAGAUGUAUCCAAAAGCAUUAAUAGCUCACACCCUAGCAAUGUUUUAUGUCUUUGGAGGGCAAAAAGAAAUCACUAAGACCAAUGUGAAAAUUCUACAAAUGAAUUCCUUUGUUCAAAAUCUUUUUUACCCCCCCCCCGUAACUGUCUUUCCCCCAUACAUUCCCUAUGGUACAUAUUUCUAUGUCUACUAAGAGAGGCAAGAGAAAUACUUGUUAACAGAAUUAUUUGCGUGGUACGUUGUUUCUGUUCUUUUUCCUGUUUUGGAGCUUUUGUAGCUGAACUUGCCAGAACUUCAAAGGGCAUUUUUAAUUUCUCAGUGGGAGACGGAGUCACUGGUGGUUAACUUUACAGCUUAGGACAUUCUGAGUAUGAAGGACACAUACAAGUAUUAGUCUUGUCUGAAUACUGAUUAACAGUAAUGCUGAUCAAGUAUGCCAUCUUUUGAGGAGAAAUUCUAAAAUUGAGCGCGCUGGUCUCAGUUCAUUUCCUUCCCAACCAACCAUUUUGAAAUCUUUCUCUUUGCCUCUAAACGCCUAUGAAAAUUGCUGGUAUCAAAUGUAUUGGUAGCAUUGAUCUGACUUAAAUGCCAAAAAACACGAAAUAUCUGUGUAGCACUAUUAAAUGAGGUUUUUUUCUUUUUCUUUUUCUUUCUUUUUUUUUUUUUAAGUAUUUACAUCAAGUUAAAAACCAUCCAGUGGAUUUUGUAGUAUUGUUAUCCUGGUGGAAACACAAAUAUGUUAUUAGGUGGAUGGCCAAUUCACACAUGUGUUGACCCAUUUCUUUAGAUAUUAGGUUUAAAAAUAGCUUCAAAAUUAUUUUGUUGAAAGUUGGGAAUAUAUUAAGUAAUGAUUUCAAAAAUAUGGCAUUUCAAACUAAAAUGUGUUGAAAGUCGUGAAAGUAGUGCAUUUUCAUUUUAAGAAUAACAUUCUUUGAAGUUAAGUCAACUAUGCAGUAUUUGUUGAAGUCAGUUUUUCUGAAAAGUUAUGUUUUAAUGUAACGUGUAACAAAUGUAACUUUAGAUUUUAACUGGUAAACUUUUCUAUUUGAUGUUGACUUUAAAAAGCCAAUGAGUAGUACUCAAAAAAUAGAGACCCGCAAGCAGCUAAUGGAGUAGUAUUUUGUUACAGAGCAUAGAAUCAAAUCACCUGGUAUUGUCUGCUUCUAAAGCUCUUAUAGCUUUUAACUUAAAGCAGAAAGAGUACCAUUUUCUCUUAAUAAAAGUUACAUUUUCUCUUUGUUAAUGUACACGUGCUGCCAGGUUUCUGAGCCAUGUUUUGCAUUACCUUCCAGGUCAGUUCUGUGCAUAACCUCUCACCAAAUACUGCUGCUGUGGUUUCUCAAAGGAGCCAGUCUGUGCUGUGCUCUGAUGCAUUGCUGUCUUGCUGC